AUGGGCGAUCUUCCCUUGCGUAACAUUCAAUUGGCACUUGACGAUGCCCACAGCAUGGGCACUUCUGACGCUGAACUUCCGAACGAUUGCGCAGUACCAGGCACCUUUAUUUGCAUCACAAAACUGGGAUACGACGCAGACCAGAUGCCCCUAGCUCUUCGACCAAAGUGCCCCUGCUGCGGUUGUCGACAGAAUCCGAUGGACGAUUUUAGGACCUCGGAGAUUAAGCGUGAUGGUUGCGCCUUUGAUCCUUGCUCGCCGUGUCACAAAAGGCUCUACGAAGAUUACAUCGACUCAUUCGCCAUUUGCGCUCAGCCUCCAACUGGUAACCUACCAAAUGACGAUGAAGCCUGCCUUCAAAAUUGUGCUCAACUCUGCCCCCAAAACUGUCAACCACCCUGCUGCCAACAGACAAAUGCAUGGAUUGAAAAUCAGUGCUAA
Mesocestoides corti is the source of this 441-nucleotide messenger RNA. NCBI's taxonomy places the organism in Eukaryota, Metazoa, Platyhelminthes, Cestoda, Cyclophyllidea, Mesocestoididae. The record is from the annotation of a GenBank genome assembly.